AUGUCAGGCCAACCCAAUCAGGCCAAAGCAAACUUCCCUAAGUGUCUUUGGGAUCUGCCGUUUGUCAAUAGAGGAGUUUCAGGCAUUGUUUUUGCGGUUGACGAGCUAUCGGUGAUUAAGACGCCAACUGGGGGAGAGGAGAAUGCUGAAGAGCUUCGAGUGGAAAGGGAGAUUCUCGAGCGACUUGGGGACCAUCCGCGGAUAGUGAAACUGUUAUACACUUAUAAGGAUCUUAUUGUCCUUGAGCGACUGAGAUACCCUCUACGAUUCCGAACAUGGGAGCUCAGGGAAGAUGGCCGGACAGCUAGCCUCGAUGACGUCUUGAAAUGGUCUGCUCAAGCGGCUGAAGGAAUGCAGUAUUUCCAUGCAAAGGGUGUCUUUCAGGUUGAUGUCGGUCUUCACAACUUGCUGGUCGACUGGGACGAUAAUGUCAAGUACUGCGAUUUCUCUGGAAGCUCGAUAGACGGGAGCAGGCCGACCGUCGUUGUCAGCCCGACGGCCCAGCAUCCCACGGCCGUGAUAGGGUCUCCUACUGUACAGACGGAACUGUUUUCCCUCGGAUCUGCGAUAUACGAAAUCUCUACUACAUUCAAAGCAUAUGAGGGACUGGAGGAACAUGAAUUACAAGCUCGGUAUGCGAGGGGUGAAUACCCUGACACAAGCCGGCUUCUUCUCGGCGGCGUGAUUCUCAAGUGCUGGCGUGGUUGUUAUUCCAAUGCAGGGGAGGUAGCAGCAGAGAUCAGAGACAUUCAGCGACGGAUGAAACAUGGGAAUGACCUGAGUCUAUCCAUCAACGGCCUGAUGGAAAGAAAACGGAGUGAACAUACUCGAGUAUAUAUCCGCAUGCAGUUGUUCAUUGCCGCUGCUGUCUUCGGUGCCCAAGCCAUGUUCCGAGCCACCACUAUUAAUCCCUUGGCAUAG
Molecule: messenger RNA, 921 nt
Organism: Trichophyton benhamiae CBS 112371
Lineage: Eukaryota; Fungi; Ascomycota; Eurotiomycetes; Onygenales; Arthrodermataceae
Exons: 2
Coding region: 1-921 (306 amino acids)
Biological process (GO): protein phosphorylation
Molecular function (GO): protein kinase activity; ATP binding
Source: RefSeq, a predicted model, not a curated record